AUGUGUUCCCUGCUCAAGUUGUCUGUCUAUGAAUGUAGGGGUGAACUCGAUUACCUAGUCAUAGACAUGCCCCCUGGAACAGGUGAUAUCCAGCUUACUUUAUGCCAGGUUGUCCCAUUGAGUGCUGCUGUUAUUGUCACUACACCGCAGAAGUUAGCAUUCAUUGAUGUUGCAAAGGGAGUUCGCAUGUUCUCUAAGUUAAAGGUACCUUGUGUUGCAGUUGUUGAGAAUAUGUGCCACUUUGAUGCUGAUGGGAAACGCUACUAUCCAUUUGGCAGAGGUUCGGGCUCUCAGGUGGUCAAGGAGUUUGGAAUCCCCCAUCUAUUUGAGCUUCCAAUAAGACCGACUCUAUCAGCUUCUGGAGAUAGUGGAGUACCCGAAGUCGUGACUGACCCUCAAGGUGAUGUUGCAAGAACGUUUCAGGAUUUAGGCAUCUGUGUGGUUCAUCAGUGCGCCAAAAUCCGCCAACAAGUGUCAACAGCAGUAACAUACGAUAAACUUAUGAAGGCAAUUAGAGUAAAAGUACCUGAAUCAGAUCAAGAAUUUUUUCUGCACCCUGCAACUGUGAGACGAAAUGAUCGAUCUGCAGAAAGUGUGGAUGAAUGGACUGGUGAGCAGAAAUUGCAGUACACGGACAUUUCAGAGGACAUUGAACCUGAAGAAAUUCGUGCUAUGGGGAAUUAUGCUGUAUCCAUAACAUGGCCUGAUGGAUUUAACCAGAUAGCUCCAUAUGAUCAACUCCAAAUGAUGGAGCGUCUAGUUGAUGUUCCUCAGCUUCUCCACCAAUAA
Messenger RNA from Striga hermonthica, 789 nucleotides. Lineage: Eukaryota; Viridiplantae; Streptophyta; Magnoliopsida; Lamiales; Orobanchaceae. The record is from the annotation of a GenBank genome assembly.